UUUCAGCACUAUCUAUCUGUGUAACCGUCUUUUCUUUAAUCCUUCUAUUUGUGUUUUCUACUCUAGAUUAUACAAGAGAAGAAAAAUAUGAGAAACCACACAGAAAUAACAGAGUUUAUCCUCCUGGGAUUGUCAGAUGACCCACAGCUUCAGGUGGUGAUCUUUGUCUCUCUGCUCAUCACCUACAUGCUCAGCAUCACUGGCAACCUGACCAUUAUCACCCUUACCCUGCUGGAUUCCCACCUCCAGACCCCCAUGUACUUCUUCCUCAGAAACUUCUCCUUAUUAGAGGUUUCAUUCACAACUGUCAGCAUACCCAAGUUCCUGGGCACCAUGAUGACUGGAGAUAAAACCAUUUCCUUUAAUGAUUGUAUGAUUCAGUUAUUUUUUUUCAUUCUCUUGGGAGUCACUGAAUUUUACCUUUUGGCCGCCAUGUCCUAUGACCGUUACAUUGCCAUCUGCAAACCUCUGCAUUACAUGACCAUCAUGAAUCACAGAGUCUGCAUACUCCUUGUCUUUGCUUCAUGGCUGGCUUCAUUCUUAAUCAUAUUCCCAUCACUUAUGCUGUUCAUACAACUUGAUUACUGUAAGUCCAAUGUUAUAGACCAUUUUACCUGUGAUUAUUUUCCCUUACUACACCUUUCUUGUUCAGACACAAAAUUCCUAGAGAUAGUGGGUUUUUCCUGCGCUGUGUUUACUCUAAUGUUCACUUUGGCGUUAAUAGUUCUGUCCUACAUAUAUAUCAUCAGAACAAUUUUGAGGAUUCCUUCUGCUAGUCAGAGGACAAAGGCCUUUUCCACCUGUUCUUCCCACAUGAUCGUCAUCUCCAUCUCCUAUGGCAGCUGCAUUUUCAUGUACAUUAAUCCAUCAGCAAAAGACAGAGUGUCUCUGAGCAAGGGAGUUGCUGUGCUAAACACCUCAGUGGCCCCCAUGCUGAACCCCUUUAUUUACAGCCUAAGGAAUCAACAAGUCAAGCAAGCCUUCAUGGACAGGGCAAAAAAGAUUGUAUCUUUCUCAAAAAAAAUGAAGAAAUAAAAGUGUUAUUAUAAUUAAAGGCACAUGAUGAGCAAUUAAACAAAAGUAGGGCCCUUCCAAAGUUUAUUAAUAUCUACACAGCCUCACUGGAGUUAUUUUUUCUUAAUUAAACUUUUAUUACCAGCAGUUUACUGAGGAGACAUAUAUAUAUACAUGUUUUUUUCUAUUUAAAUUCCAAUCCAUCUUUCAUGCAUUUCCCUUCCUUUGAGCUAGUCUUCCCACUCUGUAACCAUGAGACUGGCCUCAUUUCUUAUAAAUAUUUUUAAAUACCAAUUCUUUCAAAAUCAUACUUAGAAAAUCAAAGAAAUGCAAAGAGAGACCCAAGAUCAAUGAGUUAAAAUUGUUUUAUGAUUUUACCAGGAAACACUCUUUCAAAGAAUUCAGAAAAUAUUGUCAUGUUUAACAUUCUUUUUAAUUUACUAUAUAAGUAUCAUAAAUAUAACUUAGUCUUAUUAGAAUGUUAUAGAGACUAUCCUCUCCAUUUUAUAGCACAGUUAGUAACUAUGCGAAAAAAGUGCAAUUAAAAAAAUAACAAUUAUUUUUUUGAGAACUCUAAAAGUAUUUCUCAAGUACUGAGUUUAACUUUUCUGUGCCAUAAUUAAUUGAAAACACAAUUAUAAAUAUACACUUACUUAGGAAAAACUUGAAGCAGCCCCUAUUUUUGGAACUCCAUAAUUACCAUAUACACCAUAUCAGCUCUUUUAAAAGCCUAAAGAAAUAAAUAUUCCUAGA
Messenger RNA from Felis catus (domestic cat), 1767 nucleotides. RefSeq names its product olfactory receptor 6C1-like. The transcript has a single exon. Lineage: Eukaryota; Metazoa; Chordata; Mammalia; Carnivora; Felidae. Gene Ontology annotation, molecular function: olfactory receptor activity; G protein-coupled receptor activity. Gene Ontology annotation, cellular component: membrane. Gene Ontology annotation, biological process: G protein-coupled receptor signaling pathway. The record is from RefSeq and is a predicted model, not a curated record. Bases 88 to 1035 code for a protein of 315 amino acids.